Molecule: messenger RNA, 257 nt
Organism: Racocetra persica
Lineage: Eukaryota; Fungi; Glomeromycota; Glomeromycetes; Diversisporales; Gigasporaceae
Source: the annotation of a GenBank genome assembly
UUCUACUAGCAAAACUUUUUCCCGAAGUAAAAAAAAGUGAAAAGAAUAUUCUAAAGGUCCCGCUAUUCUUCAAUAAGAAAAAUAGCCAAAAACACAAUAAUAUUAUAAAUAUGAAUACAACUAAUAAAGGUCAAGCUAGUCCUAAUUCUCACUUUUUCCAUGUGGCUCGUCUCCGGGAUAGUCGAUAUCAUACCAAAGAAGUUCAUGGCGAAGGGAGAGAAGCCUUUUUCGAUAAUAAGCAAAAAGCCAUCCAACAA